AUGCAGAGCAGAGCGUUUCUCAGGCGCGGUAAGCGAAUUUCUACAGGGGGUUUCAAGCGUCCAACGCUCCCAGUUGCCCGGUUCUCCACGAUUGCUCCCCCGCCCUUUGAGAAUGCUCCACCUAAACACUAUGCCAAGGGCUCGCCAGAAAGGGAUGAGCUAAGCAAGACUCUCCAUCAAAUGAAGGAAUCCUUCCCGGCCAAGAUUCCCAUUACGGUCAGCGGAAAGAUUAUCAAUUCGGACACAACUUCGAAGCAAAUCAAUCCCUCUAAUCACGCCCAGGUCGUGGCUGAAUAUGCAUCUGCUUCCACCGCGGACGUAAAUGCCGCUAUUGAUGCGGCCCUCAAAGCCAAGCUGAUAUGGGAGGCCAUGUCUUUCGAUGAUAGGGCGGCUAUUUUCCUUAGGGCGGCUGAGUUGGUUUCCACCAAGUACCGGUCAGAGAUGGUGGCUGCUGUAAUGCUCGGCCAAAGCAAAAACAUCUGGCAGGGCGAGAUUGAUGGCGCACUGGAGACAAUUGACUUCAUCAGACAGUAUGUGGCCGAGGCGGGCAAGCUCUUUCAGCAACAGCCCAAAAUUCAUGACAAGACUUCCUGGAACAAGCUCGAAUAUCGGCCCCUGGAGGGAUUUGUUUAUGCCAUUGCCCCGUUCAACUUCACCGGGCUCUUCUCAACCCUAGUUGCACCAGUCUCCCUUCUUGGCAAUGUCGUGCUGUGGAAGCCUUCGGAUUAUGCUCUACAUUCCAGCUGGCUGCUAUAUAAGAUUAUCCUCGAAGCGGGACUGCCCAAGGAUGUCAUCCAGUUCGUCCCAGGAAACCCUCAAGUUGUCACCGAUGCCGUUCUAGCCAGGCCCGAGUUUGGAGCCCUGUCCUUUAUUGGCUCAACGGAAGUUUACAGGGAACUGAUUGGCAAGAUCGGGCAGGCAACUGCCCAAGGACGUUACAACUCGUAUCCACGCAUCAUAGGAGAGACGGGUGGCAAGAAUUUCCAUCUCGUUCACGGCUCGGCAGAUGUCAAGAACGCCGUCCUCAAUACUAUCCGCGCUGGCUUUGAGUAUCAGGGCCAGAAAUGCUCUGCAGCAUCUCGAGUGUAUGUCGCAGAAUCUGUAUGGCCCCAGUUCAAAGAAAUUCUUGUAUCCGAAUUGAGCAAAAUCAAGACUGGAUCUCCGGAUGACUACCGCAAUCUCGUCAACGCCGUCAUCCAUGAGCGAGCUUUUGACCGUCUCAAUGAUGUCAUAACCGCGGCCAAGAGCGAUCCCGAGCUUGAACUUGUUGCAGGGGGACAGGCUUCCAAAGCAGAAGGCUUCUAUAUUCAUCCUACAGUCUACAGGUCUACGAACCCUGACCACGAUAUCAUGCGCCGCGAGUUAUUCGGCCCGCUCCUUGCCGUCUAUGUGUAUCCUGAUGCUGAGUUUUCCAAGACUUUGGAGAGCAUUGACAAGUCUCAGUUUGCCUUGACGGGAUCCGUUUUCGUGACUGAUCCGCUCGCUUCGAGGGAAGCUCAGGAUAAGCUCAUGCACGCGGCUGGAAAUUUGUACUUGAACACCAAGUGCACCGGAUCGGCGGUUGGCCAGCAGCCGUUUGGGGGAAGUCGACAGAGUGGAUCGAAUGACAAGUCUGGCACCGUUGCGUUCUUGACCAGAUAUGUCAGCGUCCGGACCGUUAAAGAGGCAUUUGAUACUCUGGAUGAUGUUCACUACCCUUCGAAUGAAGCAUGA
Clonostachys byssicola is the source of this 1713-nucleotide messenger RNA. The record is from the annotation of a GenBank genome assembly. Lineage: Eukaryota; Fungi; Ascomycota; Sordariomycetes; Hypocreales; Bionectriaceae.